CACACACCUGCAGCAGAGAAAAAGAUGAAUCCUCCGGUCAUGCCCUCCAUCCUGCUGGUCAUCUCUACUGUCCACGCCUUCCAGUAUACGGAGCUGGUGCAGUACGUCGACAGCCAUCAAGAGGAAUAUGUAGAGGCUCUGCGGGACUGGGUUGCAAUCGAGAGUGACUCCAGUAACGUCCUGAAAAGACCAGACCUGCAUCGCAUGAUGGAGAAAGCGGCUCAGAAGCUGAGGCUGAUGGGCGGGACCGUAGAGCUGGUGGACAUCGGAGAACAGGAACUCCCUGACGGCCAGAUGUUAGCAUUGCCUAAAGUGGUGACGGCUCAGUUCGGCAACGACUCCAACAAACACACAGUGUGUGUUUACGGUCAUGUGGACGUCCAACCGGCGAAGAAAGAGGACGGCUGGGCAACAGAUCCCUACAACCUGACCGACAUCAACGGUAACCUGUAUGGAAGAGGAGCAUCAGACAACAAGGCUCCAGUUUUAGCCUGGAUCCACGCAGUGGAGGCUUACCAGGCCCUCAACAUGGAGCUGCCAGUGAAUGUGAAGUUUGUCAUCGAGGGCAUGGAGGAGACGGGCUCUAACGGCCUGGAUGCCAUGAUCCUGGCCCAGAGAGACACCUUCUUCUCUGACGUGGAUUAUAUCAUCAUCUCAGACUGCGGCUGGCUCAGCACACGACCCGCCCUCACCUACGGCACCAGAGGCAACUGCUACUUCUUUGCUGAGGUGGAAGGACCUAAACAGGAUUUACAUUCUGGAGUGUAUGGAGGCACCGUGAUUGAACCAAUGACUGACCUCAUUGGAAUUCUAGACACACUGAUCAGCCCCAGUGGUAAGAUCCUGAUUCCUGGGAUCAGGGACGCCGUGGCGCCCCUCUCUGAUGAGGAAUGGAGGAUGUACCAGGACAUCCAGUUUGACAUUGACCACUACAAGAGCAAGAUCGGUGUAAACCAGCUCAUGUACAGCAACAAGGUGGAUGUGUUGGCCCACAUGUGGCGCUACCCCACCGUCACCAUCCAUGGCAUCGAAGGGGCCUUUUCUGACCCUGGCACAAAGACUGUCAUCCCUGCUAAGGUUACUGCUAAGUUCUCCAUUAGACAAGUUCCCAACAUGGACCCUGCAAUGGUCAAGAAACAGGUGACAGACUACCUUCACUCUGUGUUUGCCAAGAGGAAGAGUCCCAACACGCUGAAAGUCACCAUGGUGAUCGGGGCAAAGCCUUGGCUGGCUGACACUCAGCACCCUCUUUAUGAGGCUGGGAAGGCUGCUGUCAAGAGAGUUUUUGACACGGAUUCUGAUCUGAUCCGUGAGGGCGGGACCAUCCCUAUCGCCAGAACCUUCCAGGAUGUGACGGGAAAAAGCAUCAUCAUGAUGCCGAUCGGAGGCUUCGAUGACGGGCUGCACUCCCAGAACGAGAAGAUGAGCAGGUACAACUACAUCGAGGGAACCAAGUUAUUCAUUGCCUACCUGAACGAGGUGUCCCAGAUCAGGAAGACAACUGUGUGAUGUUGUGCAGGGUUGUUAAGUGACCCUCUCAGGCAUUCCAGCUACCAUGAGCUCUCCAUGACACCUCUACUUCUACCUUACAGCAUCUCCACCUUCAGUCUAAAUAAAAACUUAUUUAAACCUGUGAAUGUGCUAUCUAUCUAUCUAUCUAUCUAUCUAUCUAUCUAUCUAUCUAUCUAUCUAUCUAUCUA
Messenger RNA from Seriola dumerili (greater amberjack), 1700 nucleotides. RefSeq names its product cytosolic non-specific dipeptidase-like (gene cndp1). Gene Ontology annotation, biological process: proteolysis. Gene Ontology annotation, cellular component: cytosol. Lineage: Eukaryota; Metazoa; Chordata; Actinopteri; Carangiformes; Carangidae. The record is from RefSeq and is a predicted model, not a curated record. Gene Ontology annotation, molecular function: dipeptidase activity. Bases 25 to 1509 code for a protein of 494 amino acids. The transcript has 12 exons.